UUCCUUGUUCUGCAAAAUGAAAAUUCAGUACGUGAAGUCUCAGUAUUCAGACACACAAGUAUCUCUGAACCAUUCUGGACAGCUUCGUCAUGGUGGGACUGGUGUUGUUCAUCGUUCUCAUCGGUUCCUUUCACGAGAUUCAAAUUCAAGCUCUUCUUCAACCUAAACUGGUAGUGAGUCCUCCGGUGAUCACAGAGACAGACACAGUCACACUGGACUGUCAGUGUCCACCUGAUGCGUUUCAGUGUUUUUUCUACACUGAGGGAGGAGAAACCAAAAUCUCCUCAUGUCUGAAGACACUGCCAGGGAGCGAGCUGCUGCUGAUGGCAGGUCAGAGUUCCCCCGCUGAGGUUAAAGUGAGAUGUUUUUACGCUGUAAGUUCUGGAGAUACACAUCCUCCGUCUCCACACAGCGAAAUAUCCUCCAUCACCAUACACAGACCUCCUACUUCAACUCCUGUAACGUCUACAAAAGACAUGAUGAUGUGGACACUGAGGGCACUGGCAGUUACAGCUGUUUUUGCAGUCACUGUGGGUUUCAUCUCACUGGGACUGACCCUUCUCUGCCCCACAAGAAGAAGUGGUACCGAGAAACCGAAAAGACAAGAGCCUCAAUAUGAACAAUGGGACAUUUACCACCAGUACGACACCAUCUCCGAGGAGCCGCCUGCAUCAGCCCCAAACAAAACGGUGUACAGCACCCUGCAGCCGAUUUAGAGGAAGACACAGGAGACUGCCCAAAGAAUUGUUUUUAAACCAUGUGUAAUUUUAGCCUCGUCUAUCAUACAGCAUUUUAUGAUCUAAUACUGAGAAAAAAUGAUGUGGUUAAUGUACAUGGUCUAGUGUUAAUCUGCAAACUGACAGGAAACUGCUGAGUCUCUGCUGGCUGUCUCUUUUUCUGUCAGAGAGGGACCAGCAGGUCGAGGUUGAGGGGUGUCACUCUGAACCUUAUUGAUUACUGAUUACUGCAUGCUACCUGAACAGGCACCUGCUGGGAUCUUCAUAAACAAAUUGAAGUGGUGGAUUUGAGAUUCCUGAAAUAGUUUAUAAUGUGCCUGUGGUUAUUGAGAAGCCAAUUCCUAUAACAUGGCUUAUAGCAGACAACAUUAUAAGUCAUAUAGUGUUUGGAAAUGUACUCCAUUGAUAUUUACUGUAAUAUAUAAUAAUAAGGAUGGCAUAUGUAGCUUCUCUACUACAAUAGGUCACCAAACUUUUUCCAAUCUAAAUGACCAAUUAUAUUUCAGUUUGUCAUGGCCGAGAGAAAAACAUUAGUAUCUGAUUUGCUUCGAACGUGAGAGGCUGUUUCUGUUUGUGUCUCUGUUCCAUCACUUGGCUGUUGUUGAGCCUCUCUGGGUUUGGAAGCAGAUUUGGAAUCAGAAACCUGGAUAAGAUAUUAUUGGCAUUGGCAUUAUUCAAUUUGUCAUUGCUGCUCCCUACAUUUUCUUUUGUAUAACAUUUUAAAAAAUGUAUACAUUUCUCCAUUUAGACACCGUCUUUUCUCUGUUAUAUUGUUAUUCUGUCGAUGUGCUCUGCUACAUGUGCCAUCUAUUGCACUUCUCUCCGUCCUGGGAGAGGGAUCACUCAAAUGUGGCUCUUUCUGAAAUUUCUAUGUUUUUUUCCUGUUAAAAGAUUUUUUUUUCUCUUUAGUCUAUAGUUGAGGAUUAAGGGCAGAGGAUGUUGCACCUUGUUAAGCCCUAUGAUGCAAAUUGUGAAUAUGG
Molecule: messenger RNA, 1717 nt
Organism: Hippoglossus stenolepis (Pacific halibut)
Lineage: Eukaryota; Metazoa; Chordata; Actinopteri; Pleuronectiformes; Pleuronectidae
Exons: 7
Coding region: 90-716 (208 amino acids)
Source: RefSeq, a predicted model, not a curated record